GCUAUCUCCACGACACCACUGAUUUCCUGAGGAAACUACAAUGCAUUGGUGACCUCCCAGAAAACACCAUCCUAGCCACCAUGGAUGUAGAGGCUCUCUACACAAACAUCCCACACACAGAUGGAAUACAAGCUGUCAGGAACACUAUCCCUGAUGAUGCCACAGCACAACUGGCUGCUGAGCUCUGUGCCUUUAUACUUACACACAACUAUUUCAAAUUUGAUGACAAUAUAUAUCUCCAGAUCAGUGGCACUGCUAUGGGCACCCGCAUGGCCCCACAAUAUGCCAAUAUCUUCAUGGCCGACCUGGAACAACGCUUCCUCAGCUCUCGUCCACUCACACCCCUUCUCUAUCUACGCUACAUUGAUGACAUCUUCAUCAUCUGGACCCAUGGGAAGGAGACUCUGGAAAAAUUCCACCAUGAUUUCAACAGCUUCCACCCCACCAUCAACCUCAGCCUGGACCAAUCUACACGGGAGGUCCACUUUCUUGACACCACGGUGCAAAUAAGUGAUGGUCACAUUAACACCACCCUAUAUCGAAAACCCACCGACCGCUAUGCCUACCUUCAUGCCUCCAGCUUCCAUCCCGGGCACAUCACACGAUCCAUUGUCUACAGCCAAGCACUGAGGUACAACCGCAUCUGCUCUAAUCCCUCAGACAGAGACCAACACCUACAAAAUCUCCACCAAGCAUUCUCAAAACUACAAUACCCGCACGAGGAAAUAAGGAAACAGAUCAACAGAGCCAGACGUGUACCCAGAAGCCUCCUACUGCAAGACAAACCCAAGAAAGAAACCAACAGGACUCCACUGGCCAUCACAUACAGUCCCCAGCUAAAACCCCUCCAACGCAUCAUCAGGGAUCUACAGCCCAUCCUGGACAAUGAUCCCACACUUUCACAGGCCUUGAGUGAUGUGACCACAUCUUGA
Messenger RNA from Gopherus flavomarginatus (Mexican gopher tortoise), 932 nucleotides. RefSeq lists its product as uncharacterized. Bases 81 to 932 code for a protein of 283 amino acids. Lineage: Eukaryota; Metazoa; Chordata; Testudines; Testudinidae. The record is from RefSeq and is a predicted model, not a curated record. The transcript is spliced from 3 exons.